Macroventuria anomochaeta is the source of this 504-nucleotide messenger RNA. RefSeq lists its product as uncharacterized. The record is from RefSeq and is a predicted model, not a curated record. Lineage: Eukaryota; Fungi; Ascomycota; Dothideomycetes; Pleosporales; Didymellaceae. Bases 1 to 504 code for a protein of 167 amino acids. The transcript has 2 exons.
AUGUUCUACAUUAUGUAUCUGACAGGUCUUUGCCAAAGGAGACACUGGCCAGACCCUCUUUUCCAGACAUACCGUUCCGGGUACGGCUACGGAUGCACAGUACGCGUCAACAACCGGGAGUACUCGACAGACGUAGACUACGAAAGUGACGAGCUCGCCAAGAACGCUGCCGCUACCCGAGCUUACAUGAUCUGCCGCAACUUCUCCGUCAAUGAUGGCAUGUUCCCCGGCCACCGACCAGGCCAAGGUGGUGUCGUUCAGGGUAUGCCAGUUGCCAUUGGUGCUGGUCGACGCAACACAGCGGUAUCGAACGACUACGAGACUGCCAGCAGUUCGAGUGGAGGCACUAGCCCAAGGAACAGCGACUAUGGCCUUGAUGCUCCAGCGCGUCGUUCGAGCAAGUCGAGCACAAGUUCGACCAGUGCCUGCUACUGCGGUAGGGGUGCUGUAAGGAUGUACGAGAGGUGCACUGGAUGCCUCAGGGAUGCCGGAUAUCAGUGUUAG